GAGAGAGAGAAGAAUUGAUUCAGAGCAGAAUAACUCAUUCUGGGUUAGCAUCUGACUGUGAUGCCAAUGCGUGAAGCCUGAGGUACUGCAACCUCUGUAGACCUUGAACAGAAAACCAAUAUCCCAAGAUGCAGUGGUGCAAGUGGGCUGGGAACUGGAGGUCACAUUUGCCAAGACAGUCUGCAGAGCCAGAUGUUGAGGACUCCUUUGACUUUCUUUUUAAAAUCGUCCUGGUCGGGGACUCGGAUGUUGGAAAGACCUGUAUGGUGCAGCGGUUCAAGUCGGGUAUAUUCAUAGAGAAGCAGCAGAACACCAUCGGGGUCGACUUCACUGUUCGAACCCUGGACAUUGAUGGAAAAAAAGUGAAGAUGCAGGUGUGGGACACUGCCGGACAGGAGCGUUUCCGCACCAUAACACAGAGCUACUACCGCAGUGCCCACGGAGCCAUGGUGGCUUAUGAUAUCAGCCGCCGCAGCACAUUCGAAUCUGUUCCCCACUGGAUCAGGGAGGUGGAGCAGUACGGAGCAGCCAGCGUGGUAGUGAUACUUAUUGGUAACAAGUCGGACCUCCACGCUCAGAGACAGGUGCUGUUCGAGGACGCGUGCACGCUGGCCGAAAAGAACAGCCUACUGGCCGCUCUGGAGACGUCAGCUAAGGAGGCCCAGAACAUAGACGCCGCCUUCAUCCUCAUGGCUCGGGAGCUGCUGGCACGCAACGGCAUGACCAUCGCUGGGCAGAACUCUCAUUGCCCUUCCCAGUUCAUGCUGAGCGACAGCUCGCACCCAAUUCAAGCCACCGUUUCUGACGAUAAAAAGUGUGGGUGCUGAACAGACUUGGCCAGAUUUAGCAUUUAAUACAUGGACCUAAGAGGGCCUAAUGGAUUCAUUGUCCAAACAGGACACGUUUCUUUAAAGACAAUAUUUGCAUAUUGUGUUUUACUUGUGUGACAAAAGGGUUUUGUACAUUUUCUUAUUAUAGUAUUUAUAAUUGAUUUGUACUAUGUAAUAGGUUUGUAGUAUUCCUUUGGGGGGGUUAACUGCUGUAAAUGUGAUAAGACACAGCUUUGCUCUAGGACUCUGUACUAACACAUCACCACAGUAAACACAAUUCCAUCUUC
Molecule: messenger RNA, 1117 nt
Organism: Fundulus heteroclitus (mummichog)
Lineage: Eukaryota; Metazoa; Chordata; Actinopteri; Cyprinodontiformes; Fundulidae
Gene: rab19
Product: ras-related protein Rab-19
Exons: 5
Coding region: 129-827 (232 amino acids)
Cellular component (GO): trans-Golgi network
Molecular function (GO): GTP binding; GTPase activity
Source: RefSeq, a predicted model, not a curated record